ACCAUGUUGUAGGAAAUCCACCACUGCUCCACACUGUCAGAUUACGCUUUAAUCUGUGGAGGAGGAUACACUGUCAAAACCAACUCGGUGUCUUGGAACGACUUCACGUUUUUGUUUGUGCUACAUAAAGGUUGUCAUUUUCCUUCGGGGACCGGUUAAUACCUCGAAGAUGAAUCGCCAGUCUUCAUGUGCCGUCUUUUCCUGCUUGCCAAUUUGCCACUACAUUAAAAUGUUAGCUGGCUAACUAGCGAAAAAUAGAGUAACCCAAUCGGAUUAUCUUGUAACGGCACCCAUCGCUCAAGGUAAUAUCCAGGUAUUUUUGCUAUUUUUGACAGCGAUUACAAAGCAAAGGAGCUCCCUCUUUGUGCUAUACGCUUCUAUUUCUGCAAAAAUUAGACAUCGUAGUUUUUCCUCCAGCACUAAUGUUGAUGCAAGUAAGCUAACACACCAAAAAGAGCUGGAGCUCUUAGUCGAGCAUUUUGGGGUCUUUUUUCCCCCACUGUUUGAAAGAUCAAUAUUUAAACCGAAAGUCAAGACCGCAAAAUCGAUGUGCCACUCCGUAUCGGGCUAGCCGGGAGGACAACCGUACAGUAUUUCAACUGCGAAAUCCGAACGAAGGAAAGAUGUCAGGAAAGGAUAAAGAUAAACCAGAGAAACAGUCCACAACGGAGCGGCUCAUUAAAGCUGUGCCAUACCCCCCACAACAUAGACUGACCACAAAAGAGCUAUUUGAAGAUGGCAAGCCAAAUGCAGAGCUGUUACGAAACCACCUCGUCAAAGAAGGCAGAGUGGAGGAAGAUGUGGCGCUAAAGAUCAUCAACGAUGGAGCCAACAUCCUUCGGCAAGAGAAGUGCAUGCUGGAAGUGGAGGCACCUAUUACAGUUUGUGGUGAUGUCCAUGGCCAGUUCUUUGACCUCAUGAAGUUAUUUGAAGUUGGGGGAUCACCGACUAAUACAAGGUAUCUCUUCCUCGGAGACUACGUAGAUCGAGGAUACUUCAGCAUUGAGUGUGUUCUCUACCUCUGGUCCCUCAAGAUCAACCACCCCACGACACUCUUCCUCCUGCGAGGGAACCAUGAGUGUCGGCACCUCACAGAGUACUUCACCUUCAAGCAGGAAUGUAAAAUUAAGUACUCAGAAAGGGUCUAUGACGCCUGUAUGGAGGCCUUUGACUGCCUGCCCCUGGCCGCCCUGCUUAACCAACAGUUCUUGUGUGUACAUGGUGGACUCUCACCAGAAAUUAACUGCCUUGACGACAUAAGGAAAUUAGAUAGAUUUAAAGAGCCGCCAGCGUUUGGGCCGAUGUGCGACCUGAUUUGGGCUGACCCUGGUGAAGACUAUGGCAGUGAAAAGACAACUGAACACUUCAACCAUAAUUCUGUCAGAGGCUGCUCCUACUUUUUCAGUUACUCAGCCGUGUGUGACUUUUUGGUAAAUAAUAACUUGCUGUCAGUAAUAAGAGCCCAUGAAGCCCAAGAUGCAGGAUAUCGGAUGUACAGAAAAAGUCAGACUACGGGCUUCCCUUCGUUAAUUACAAUCUUUUCAGCUCCAAAUUAUCUUGAUGUGUACAACAACAAAGCUGCUGUAUUAAAAUAUGAGAACAACGUGAUGAAUAUUCGACAGUUCAACUGCUCACCCCACCCUUACUGGUUACCCAACUUUAUGGAUGUCUUCACAUGGUCUUUGCCAUUUGUUGGAGAAAAAGUGACAGAGAUGUUGGUGAAUGUGCUCAACAUUUGCUCUGAUGAUGAGCUCAUGUCAGAGGGAGAUGAUCUAUAUGAAGGUGGCACCACAGCGAUGCGUAAGGAGGUAAUCCGGAACAAGAUCCGUGCAGUCGGGAAAAUGGCCCGGGUCUUCUCAGUCCUCAGGGAGGAGAGUGAGAGUGUAUUAACUCUCAAGGGUCUCACCCCCACCGGAACUCUUCCCAUGGGAGUACUGUCCGGUGGAAAGCAGACAUUACAGACCGCUACUAUUGAGGCAGCUAAAGCAAAAGCCAUCCAAGGCUUCUCUCCUACGAGGAAGAUUCGUAAUUUCGAGGAGGCACGUGGCCUGGACAGGAUAAACGAAAGGAUGCCACCUCGCAAAGACGGCCAGCAGCCGGACGGCACCGCCGUCAAUACCAGUGCAGCCAACAAGAACGGCACUAACGGAUAGGCCAUAGAAGCCGCGCCUAAAAGUCCCCCCACCCCGACGCUUCCCCGCCAUCCCGCUCCACCUCGCUUUGCUGUCCCGUCCAUCCCUUUGUCAGUCUCCUCCCCCGAAAGCGCCUGUCCAUCUUCUGUGUGCAUGCUGAAAGGAAGUAGAUACGGUAGGUGGUGAAAAACAAAAGGAGACCAUUCUGCUAGCAAAAGCUCUUUGGGGAAAAAGAGAAAAAAACAAUCUUUGGGGGAUAUUAUUUAUUAAAGGGAUAUUCUAGAUGUCUCAUAGCGCCUGGCGAUGGAAUGGAGACAUUUUGCAGUUGUUGACAUUUUUGCUGUACACUGAAGUCCAUGCUUAUUCAUGUCGCAGUUAUACAGGAUAGAUCAAUAUGAUAAAUUGAAUUUGGUAAGAUGAAGGUUUAGCCUUAUUCAGUUGGUUUUUUUCCCCGUGUUUGUUUGCUGUUAACGUGUGUGUCAAUGGAUACGUUGAAGCAUGAAUUCUGUAGCCCCAGCAUCCCCAUUUUGAAGUCAAGAUAUGAAGUGGGGUACACUGCUUCUAGUGGUUGGGGGGGGGGGGGUAUUUUAUACUUUGAGCAGAAAUGUGAUGUCUUACGAAAUGUUCACAAAACUUUGGUGAAGCCCAAAGAUAUGGAAAAGUAUUUUGUUCUCUCUCAGUGACAGUGUCCUGUAUUAUCAUUAGUGAAUGAAACAGAUUGAAAAUGAAGAUAGAAUGCUUUUUGUGCCGUAGGCCUAAUAGGUGUUAGUUGACAUGAUGGCAGCUAGGACAUUUGCUCCCACCGAAACCAAAUUAGGGGACGUACAGAACAGCACGACACAAGGCGCCUCGUUCCGGCACCACAGUCCUCCCCCAUUCUGGAUGGAAGCACAUUCAGGAACUGUAUCAAGACAAACCAGUUCAACCAUCCAUCCAUCCAUCCAUUUUCUAAUCCACUUUUCCUCACGAGGAUCGCGGGUCCGUUUAAACAAAAGAGGACAUUUUUGCCCAAGAAGCAGAGGAGCCGUUGGGCACACUCACUGACUCUGGACUUUUAUUAAGGAGUGAAAUAUUUCUGUAUUUCAAGGAAAUACAGCAGCCGAAACUGCUGCUUUAUUGUCAAACCCAUUUUUAGGUCUUUCUGUUGCUUUACGCACGCUGUACAUGUGUCUCCAUCUACUGUUAAUUUUACAGUAUGCAGACGAGUGUGUUUGUGUGUGUGUGUGUGUGUGUGUGUGUG
Messenger RNA from Hippocampus comes (tiger tail seahorse), 3372 nucleotides. It is a transcript of the gene ppp3cca, whose product is annotated as protein phosphatase 3, catalytic subunit, gamma isozyme, a. The record is from RefSeq and is a predicted model, not a curated record. Lineage: Eukaryota; Metazoa; Chordata; Actinopteri; Syngnathiformes; Syngnathidae. The transcript is spliced from 14 exons. Gene Ontology annotation, molecular function: calmodulin-dependent protein phosphatase activity. Gene Ontology annotation, biological process: calcineurin-mediated signaling. Bases 624 to 2153 code for a protein of 509 amino acids.